Mangifera indica (mango) is the source of this 518-nucleotide messenger RNA. Its product is annotated as putative lipid-transfer protein DIR1. The record is from RefSeq and is a predicted model, not a curated record. The coding region runs from base 56 to 352 and encodes 98 amino acids. Lineage: Eukaryota; Viridiplantae; Streptophyta; Magnoliopsida; Sapindales; Anacardiaceae. Gene Ontology annotation, biological process: systemic acquired resistance. The transcript has a single exon. Gene Ontology annotation, molecular function: fatty acid binding.
ACAAACAUCCCCCAACUUCCAUAACCUCACAGAAUAAUUUCCCCAAAUUAGAGAUAUGGUGAAUUUCAAGAACAAGCUCUUCGCUUUGGCUGUAUUGAUGGCAGCCAUAGCCACCGAUGCUCAAACCAUAUGCAAUAUGCCAGCUGCUGGUUUGAUGGCGUGCAAGCCAUCUGUGACACCGCCAAACCCAAGCCAGCCCACUGCAACUUGCUGCUCGGCCCUCGCGCAUGCGGACAUGCGAUGCCUUUGCAACUAUAAAAACUCCAAUGUGUUGCCUUCACUUGGGAUUGAUCCAAAUCUCGCCAUGCAGCUCCCUCAGAAGUGCAAGCUUCCUCAUCCUGCCAAUUGCUAGACUUUGAUAUUUGGUUGGAAUUGAAGAAAUAUGUGUGUUGUGUGUGUCUGUGUGUGUGUAAGGUUGACAUUUGCAUGAUCAUUUAUCAUAUGAAGUUACCUUAAUAACGUUGUUUUUGAGUUCUGUGGAUUUUCUGGGCCUAUAAAAUAUUGUGUUUUGUGGUUUA